Botrytis byssoidea is the source of this 843-nucleotide messenger RNA. RefSeq lists its product as uncharacterized. Bases 1 to 843 code for a protein of 280 amino acids. The transcript has 2 exons. Lineage: Eukaryota; Fungi; Ascomycota; Leotiomycetes; Helotiales; Sclerotiniaceae. The record is from RefSeq and is a predicted model, not a curated record.
AUGGCGGUCACUACACUGAAGAGAUUCACAUGCUUUCCCCAACUACCUCUCGAGCUCCAGAUGAUCAUUUUGUCCUUUUGUCCCUAUGUCGACAAGCAGGUCAUUAAUAUCACAGACGAACGUGAUGUAAUUCUAGGUAGAGGUUCAUAUAGAAGCAUCUCUAGAGGAGAACAUAGAUCGAAUCAACUUGCCGUGGAUUUCCCAGAAGCAAAUUUUAUCGAUGUCCAGUACAAUGUUCCCUCACCUUUUCAAAUCUGCCAAAAGUCCAGAAACGUUGCUCUUCAGCAUUACCGACGAGUUGCUACUACAUAUGGCGAUACCAAGUACGGAUCACAUUUCUACAUUAACCCUCAUCGAGAUUCCAUUUUUUUUGAGGACAUAAUCACCGUUUUACCAUUUUCCGACCUCCCGACAAUUGAUUUUUGGAGGUUUAACGGAAAAACUCUUUCCACUCCCGACGGCGGAACUCUCUGUACUUCAGUGGCCACUUAUUGGGCCAAGACUGAGCCUCCAAGUGUCGAUCAUCUCAUGUAUACACUGUCCAAACUCCCAGAAGUUAAACAUUUAUACUUUCUUAAUUGCCCUUCUGGACCAUUCCCUGUGUCAAGUGUGUCGCAAUAUAUCAUACAGUGGAUGAGCAGGGAUAGAAUGGAGGAGCUUGCUCAGGUAUACAUAAAUUUGCUAUUGGGGGUUACAAAUGGUGGAACGCUUGAUUGUUCACCAGACUCAACAGAUAUCAAGGAACGCAGGGGUAUCUUCCGGAGCAGCUGGGUGUUGCCGAUAUUAGAAGAUCCUUUGGCCAAGACUAAAAAUGUGAAGGAUCGAGAAGCACGAGCAUAUUAA